This is a messenger RNA of Cylas formicarius (sweet potato weevil), 1978 nucleotides long. RefSeq names its product solute carrier family 22 member 3-like. The transcript has 8 exons. Bases 91 to 1710 code for a protein of 539 amino acids. Gene Ontology annotation, molecular function: transmembrane transporter activity. Gene Ontology annotation, biological process: transmembrane transport. The record is from RefSeq and is a predicted model, not a curated record. Gene Ontology annotation, cellular component: membrane. Lineage: Eukaryota; Metazoa; Arthropoda; Insecta; Coleoptera; Brentidae.
GUUAUGAGCCGCGUCCGGUAUCGAAUUUUCGUCUUGGUAUUGGAACAGUAAUAGUUUAUUUCGUCGAGGUGCCUCUAAUAGUUAAAGACGAUGGCGGACGAAACCCAUCAAGCACGCGAAGACAUCAUCAGAGACACGAUCGGAGAUUUUGGACGAUGGCAGCUCAAAAUAUCGUUGCUCAUGUCCCUGCUGAAAUUCCCCAUGGCGUGGUUCCAGAUGAGCAUCAUAUUCUUGGCGCCUCCGAUGAGUUUCUGGUGCCGAAAACCGGAAGACGCUGACGAAUGGAUGCGGCUCUAUGACGUCGAGAACGCUACGGCCUCAAACGAAGGAUUGAAUAAGGGUCACUGCUACAUGACAAAUUCAACCGACAACCAGAGCUACAACGUAGCCUGCCCUUACGGAUACGUCUACAACACGUCGGUAUUCAAGUCCACCAUCACCAGCGAAUGGAACCUGGUGUGCGCUAACCAGAGGCUGAUGGACGUCACUCAAGUGACCCUAAUGUUCGGGGUGCUGACAGGCAACGUAGUCUGCGGAAUUCUAGCAGACAAACACGGCCGGAGGAAAAUCCUGCUGUUCUGCAUAUUAUUCCAAGCGGUCUUGGGCAUGGUCGCGUCUUACGUGCCGUGGUUCUGGGUCUUCGUGGUCGUCAGGUUCCUGUUGGCGAUCGCCAACGGCGGAAGCAUGGUCACCUCCUUCGUCAUCUGCAUGGAGUCGGUCGGAGGACAAUGGAGGACGUUGGUGUCGAUUUUCUAUCACGUUCCUUUCGUGCUCUCCUACUCCAUCAUGUCGGGAGUCGCGUAUCUGUUAAGGGACUGGAGGCAGUUUCAUUUCGCUUUAUCCUCGCUGUCCGCUUUGUACAUCCUGUAUGUUUGGUUGAUACCUGAAUCUCCCCGUUGGUUGCUGGCGGUAGGGAUGAAAACCGAAGCUACGGCCGUCCUAAAAGCAGCGGCUUCGGAAAACAAAAGAGACCCUGACCAAGUGCAAAAGGUUGUAGAGGAAUUUAUCGGCGUUUCUACGGAACAGAGGAACAAAGUACCAUUUAAGUCCUUGUUUACUACGACUGAGCUCCGGAAAAGGACCGUCCUCCUAGCUCUCGUCUGGGCAAUUUCCGGCGUGACCUUUUACGCCUUCUCGCAAUACACCGGACAUAUUGGCGAUAACAUAUUCGUAGUCGUCGCCGUUACCGGACUUUUCGCCGUGCCGGGGUUCACCAUUUGCGCGGUCCUCAUAGGCACUUUGGGACGAAGAUACACCCAAAUCGUCGCCCACGUGGCUACCGCUAUCUGUUUCAUUUCACUCCUGCUGGUACCGAAAGGUGUCUACACUUACGACUGGCCCAGAAUCCUACUCAGCGGCCUCGGAGCUACCGGAACCGCGAUGUCUUUGCCGGCUCUGUAUCUCUACACGGGAGAACUCUAUCCGACCGUGCUCAGAAACGCUGGAGUCGGGUUCGCUUCCAUGUGCGCCAGAUUGGCGUCGAUGGUGGCGCCUCUGGUACUGGCUCUCCAAGAAUCCGCGCAGUACCUACCGCUAGCGGUGCUAGCGGCGAUUACCUUGGCUGAGGUCGGCUUAAUCCUGCUUCUUCCCGAUACGGGUAGCCGCUGGCUGCCGAACACCAUCGAAGAAGUGGAAAUGAGCGCGCCCAAAAGAAGCGCUCUGAAGAACAACAGGAAAUACCAGAGCGUCCUCCAGAAGGAAGUUUACUGAACGGAUCGGGAUUAGCCGGGGAAGUGGUCGAUUUUUCGGCCAAUUAGGCCCUAAUUUGGGUGCAAUUGGCACCGCAUUGAAUGGGACAGAUGUACGGACGUGUGUCAGUGUAAUCAUUCGUUGUGGACGCUGGCAAAUUGAUAUUUUCCUCGACCCUCGGUCCGAAUUUUAACUAGAAGGGUGGGUGUGGUGUUCGUUAAGUGAUUUAUUCAAAGGUGUGCUUGUUGAAUCAAUCUCGUUAGAACGGUUUUGGUUUUAUGUAAUGGAG